Molecule: messenger RNA, 822 nt
Organism: Arabidopsis lyrata subsp. lyrata
Lineage: Eukaryota; Viridiplantae; Streptophyta; Magnoliopsida; Brassicales; Brassicaceae
Product: putative ribosome biogenesis protein slx9-like
Exons: 5
Coding region: 247-717 (156 amino acids)
Biological process (GO): maturation of SSU-rRNA from tricistronic rRNA transcript (SSU-rRNA, 5.8S rRNA, LSU-rRNA)
Cellular component (GO): nucleolus; 90S preribosome; preribosome, small subunit precursor
Source: RefSeq, a predicted model, not a curated record
UGAUGUAAAUAAUUAAACAGCAUUUGGGCUCAUAAAUGGAUUGAAAGAUAUGUCUGCGUAGGCCCAACAUUACUGAUAUAAACAAGUUCCAUUUUCCGGGUCGGGUCAUAAGAUCCGAAUUUGCAAAGGCACUCAAAUUUCACUCUCUUUGUUCAAUCUAAAACCCUAAGUCUUAUUUCGAUUAGCUUUCGCGAUUAACCUGAGUUUGACAUCGUUGAAAAUUUGAAGACACUUAAAUCUGCCAGAAUGGGCAAACCAAGCAAAGGAUCGGAAGUGACGACGAAAUCUGAUAAGAAAUUCGAGAAGAAGCUUCAAUUUUACACAAAGGUCAAAGAUACAGUUACUUCUUUGUCUGUCCAAAAGGAGAUUGGCAAGAAGAAGAAAAUUCGCAGCCGUCAAAAGAAGUUAAAGGCGUAUGAUCUCACCAACCUCUCGGAGUUUCUUCCUGAGUUUAAUGCUUUGCAGAAGUCAGCUCUUCCUGCACCCGAGUUGAAGAUGAACUGUAAAAGGAGACAAAAGCUCGUAUUAACGGAAGGGGAAAGAUUGAACAAGGUUCUAGACCAUCCAGCUUUUCAAGCUGAUCCAAUUGGUUCGAUAUUUCAGCAUUUGCAAAGUCAACAGCCACCGGAGGAAGAGAAGCCGAAGAAGAAGACUAACACAAAUGGAAGCAAGAAAAGGAAUAAGAAAAAAGGAAUGGCUGAAUCCAUGGAUUUCUGAUCUUGUCCUAUAGAGAUAAAUUUACUUAUGUUUUGUUUUGUUGUUUUGUUAUAGUAGUAACAAAAAACAUGAUUUUGGAAAUGAAGAAUCUUUAAAUUUGAUCCU